Molecule: messenger RNA, 4338 nt
Organism: Nezara viridula (southern green stink bug)
Lineage: Eukaryota; Metazoa; Arthropoda; Insecta; Hemiptera; Pentatomidae
Source: the annotation of a GenBank genome assembly
AUCAGAUGUUUAGUUAACCUAGUUUUUUAGAAAAAAAAAAAAUUGAAAUGUUACAUUGAAAGUGAAAUUCCAGAUUAUAAUCAACUAUUAUAAUAACGUAUUAUCAAACAUUGAAGGUUUGAAGGAAUAAAUGAAGGCAGGAAUUUUAAGAAAAAAAAAAGUAAUCUUAUUUAUGAUUUUGUUUAUUUCUAUAGAAGUUCAACCAGCUCGCCGUAGUCUCAGAUUUCAUCCUUAAAAAUCAAAGUUGUGAAAACUUCACUUAUAUUUUUAAGUUCCAGCUUUUAUUUUUUCUGACUGAAGAAGAGUAUUGGUCUUGUUAACUCCGAACAAAUAAAAAGUUGAAUUAUUUCUAUGGAUUUUUGUUCCAUUCAUUUUAAAUGUGAAAACGUACCUAUCAUGUAUAUAACUACUGUUAGUGCAAAAGGUGCUUUCAGAGGGAGAUCCACCUUGGUGACAGAAACAGCUGGGAAAGAUAUCACAGGAAAGAGAUGGAAGAGAGGAGUGAAGUAUUACUGUGCUGUCCUCAUAAUGGGUGUCAAGAAUUCCUUUAACAGCAAAACAGAGCUGCAUCUUGAAUGCCCUGUAAGCAAUGGGAGUCCCGUUGGGCAUUAGGAAGAUAGUCAGUGACUACUUUAAGGAUAGAACACUAAUAUAUGGGACAGAGGAUGACCCAAGGUUUCAAGUUACUGGGGGAGGGAGGAGGAUACCCCAGUGUUCAGUGCUGGAACUCCUACUGUGGAACAUAAUGUAUGGUGGUGUUCUCAGACACAGCCUUCCAGAUGGUUCCAGAACAGUGGGUUUUGCUGAUGACUUAGCAGUUGUAGUUGAGGCCAAAUGCAAAGAAGAGGUGAUGCAAAAGGCUAACCAAAGUAUUAAAGUAAUUUGCAACUGGUUGGCAACGAUGGGACUGCAGUACAUAGACCACAAGAAAGAAGCCCUUCUGAACAGCAGCAGAAAAAGAGAUAGAUCACCCUGACUGUGGGGAGAAAGGAGAUAAGGUCCAAGCCUUUCUUGACAUACCUUGGGGUGUGAAUCAAUGUAAGAUUCAGCUUCAAGGAGCAUAUCCAGCGAGCGAGCGAGCAAAGAGGCAUCUAGAGUGACCAUCACUCUGUGCCGACUAAUGCCAAAUGUUGAUGGACGUAGGCACAGUCGCAGGUUGUUGCUAUCAAGCAUCGUUCCAUCUAUUUAACUCUACGCAGCUGUUAUAAGGAAAAGGACCUUUGAUACUAUGGGUUAUAGAAAACCAAUGGUAAUCGUAUUCCACCGGAGUGCCUAGAGAGAUAAGUGCAUUUCAUAUGAAGCAGCAUGUGUGGUGGCCAGGAUGCCACCAAUAGUACUGAUUGCAGAAGAAAGAAUCGCAUUCCUGGAGUCGAAGAAAGGAAGGAGAUUGACAAAUGGUAAUGACGCUGGACUAUAGUAUCGAAUGGAAGGUGGACACAUACUGGUUCCUUGUAUCCAAUUCUGAAUAAACAGGAAGCGGAAAAACAGUUGUGGAAUCAUUACAAAUACAAACAGCUAAACCAUCAAUACCAAUGACCUCAGGUUUACCAAGACUAUUUUUGUUCAUUGGAUGAAUGAUGAUUGUAAAAAAAAAUUAAAAAAGAUUCUGAUAGAGCUGAUAAUUUUUUGAAAAACUAUACACCUGAAAAUUUGAUGGAAUAUAAAAAAUAGCAGUCUAUGUGCAAAAAUUUAUUCAAUAAAUAUAAGAUGUAGUCAUGGACAAAUUGUUAAGUUCCAUAAAUAUCUUGAUAACAUUAUCUGACACAUAUAAAAAGUCCACACAUUACCCUAAAAUCUCUUUUUCCUGCUGCAAUAUUAUAGUCAACAGAGAAUUGUCAGACAGUCAUUUGCUUAUUGCAAACAUAUUAACUGAUUUUUCCUAUAAAAUUUAAUUAUAAAUGCUGUGGCUCUAUCCUAUAACCUUCCAUUUUCUCUAAUUUUGUUUAAUCAGUCACUUCAUAGUUAGAAUAGAUUUUGAACUAUUCGAAUACUAUGGAAAGAUAAGUAGUGUCCCUCAGAGUUGUGUCCUUGGUCAUAUCUGUUUUAUCUGGCAAUAAAUGACUAAGGAUUCAUCGAGCCAAACGUUGUCAAGCCACAAUUGUUUACAGAUUAUUUAGCCAUUAUCUGUUGUCCUGAAAACACUGGCACUAUGUAAUACAAGUUAAAGGAUGCUGUAAAUAGAAUAAACAACUGGUCUAUUUCCAUUAAGCUCCAAAAUUCUACCGAAAAACUAAUUCCUAAAUUUUAUUUAAAAGAGGAAAAACACUUUCUCCUCUCCUGAACCAUUGAAAAAAAACUGGAGUGUUUUAAAAAUUAGACAAACAUAACUGAAGAUAUCCAUUUUUUACUGUUCAAAAAAUAUUGUUCAUUAAAAUAUUCCGUUGUUCUCCAUGUGAAGAAAUAAUAUAACUGCCAAAUCUCAACUUUUAAAUGAGAGACAAAAAAAGGUUAAACAAAUUAAAUUUUCAUAAUGUUUAGGUUGUUUUUUUUUAAUAAUAACUACUAGCAAGUGAUAUACUAUCAACUAUAAAACAAACCCCCACAUAUCUUAUUACAGUAAGGCUUGAAAUCGGUUUUAUACAAAAUAUAAGCUCCUGUCAUGGUCAAAUUCCAUGAAUGGGAUACUGUUGUAUUCAGAAUUUCAUGGGUUUUAGCGAAUCGUACUAUCCACUUUUGUUUUUCUUAAUAAAAACACUGCGUUUUCAAGCCCAAAAAUGUACCAUUUUCAAGAUAAGGCAUGAAAAAGAGUUCUCAGGCACACAACCUCAGUCAAUUGUAGUACUGCCAUGGGAUACAUGGCUCAUGACAUGGACUUGAGGUUCCUAUGAUUGAGAGAGGAGUUUAUAUUAUUUAUCAAAGGUGUUUUUUUGUCGGUAAUCAAUUUCUUUGUUAAUUCUUCAUCAAAUCCCAAGAUUGCACCAUUAUUUUGAAAGUUUCCUUGUCCUUCAGGUGGGAAAAAUAGUCAUAACUUCUUCCGAAAUUUCAGGAAAAAAGUUAAGAAGGAGAAGAAACUUUAUUUGUGAAUGACUCAAAUGUACAAGCUUUUUUGUUGAUGAUACCCAUGAUUAUUUAAAACAUUACUAAAUUCCUUACAAAACGAAAAAAAAAAAAAAUCAUGUAGUAAAUUGAUUAGAAAUUUUUUCAAUAAGAUGUUUUUGAUUCUAUUACUAUUUUAGCUCUUAUUUUCGGUUUAUAUUCUUUAGGAGAGUUCUAUUAUAGCCCAUUUCAUUUCAAAAUGACUAUAUAUUUAGCAUAGAGCUGUAGUAUGAGUACAACGUUGAAACAAUCUGUACUGACUGAAGGCAGAAAGUAGGUUCAAAUAUCUUUUUAAGCGAAAACAGAGUUGAUAUUUGUAAUUCUCACCUCGAAAAAGACUCAAAUAUGAAUUUUCAUACCAAUAAAAAAAUAAAUUAUCUACAUUUUUUACCUAGCCACCACACUUCGAUUUUUUUUUUCUUAAGAAGAUCACACAAAAAGUGGGAUAUCUUUAUAAUGAUUCCAUUUAUUAUUUUAAUUAAUUUUCAUUAUUUGCUAAUUAUAAUUACUGAUAAAAUAAGAAUUAGAUUUCUCCAUCUUAUGAUAUAUUGCGUUCUUUUCUUUUCUUAUGUAUUUGGAAUUUAAUGACUGACCAAUAUACUGUGCUAAUAAAUAUAUAGUAGAAUAACCUUAAAUCAAAGCAUUUUGUACUUAUGUUGACAAUUUCACAUUGAGACCGAAGAUUUGUGUAUUGCAGCAUCAUGGUCAAUGCCUGUAUAUGAUAGAUACCAAUCAAAAUGUAUAAGAUCAACUGGGUUCUAGGUUAAAUGAACCUAAAGUAUUUAAUUUUCUGGUUUAAAGGUAAAGAAAUAGAUUAUAUCUAAAGUUUACUUAUUUAAUUGUAUUUUUUUUUUUUUUAAAUUUGUGUAAGAAUACUCAAAAGAUAUUUAAAUUUUUUUCUAAAUAUCACUUUUUUAAUAACACAAUGAAAAAUAAAAAUGGCAUAACUUUUUUCAUAUCAAUUAAAAAAGAAAAGAUUGAACCUACAAAUUGAAAAUUUUCUUUUUUAAAAAGAACUGAAAUUUUAUCCAUAUUUGCAAUGAGGUAGAUUAUAUAAAGGCACAUGAUUUUUAAUGUAGCGAAGUUAAUUUCUCUUUUUCCCUCCAUAAAAUACAAGCUUGAUGAUUUAUUGUAAAAGAUACUCAAAUCUCAGAAAAUAAAAUUGAAAACAAAUAUGGAGAAAAUUCUGAAUAUGAUGAGUUUAAUUUUAAAGCUUAAAUUCUUAAAAGAUUUAUAGCUUUUAUUCAUCAUUUAAGAAGCUUUGAUCUAGAUUUGCGAAACUGUUUAAAUGUAGACCCAACC